Molecule: messenger RNA, 1631 nt
Organism: Bursaphelenchus xylophilus (pine wood nematode)
Lineage: Eukaryota; Metazoa; Nematoda; Chromadorea; Rhabditida; Aphelenchoididae
Source: the annotation of a GenBank genome assembly
AUGAGUAAUUAUAGUCAUUUACUUCUACUCACCCUCAUUUCCUUGUUAUUUUAUCAAUCAUACUGUCAGGAUUCUGGUAAAUCAUUUUUGAGACUUGAUUUUAAAUUAUUAUUUUUUUUAUCUUACAGGGGAAGUACUUCAAGUGUGACGCUCAGAUUUUCUUUAAAUUUUGCACACACAUCGGGUAUGGACUAAAUAUCAAUUCCUGAAAGUUUUAGCUCGCGCUUUGCGGGCGCCGCCGAGAUAUCGAACGAUUUUUGCCGCCGAGAGAGCACGCUAAACGUGGAGAGCGGUCAGAGAGAAAAGCGCUUUUUGGCCAUAACUUUGGCAGUUUCGUGCGGAAAAAUUUGAUUUUUUGUAGAAACAUUAUCCUUUACAGUUGAAAUAGGCAUGAAACUUUUCGUGCCGAAAUUCGGCAAAAAGUCCUAAAUUUUCGCCGACUUUUGAUCUAAAAAUCUCGGUUGUUUCUGUAAAGCGCGAGCUAGGAUUCUCGCAUAUAUCUUAGAAAAAAUUAUUCUAAAUUUAUGCCAAGUUUCAUCAAAAUCUGAGCGUCACACUUCAAGUACUUCCCUUGUUAGGUUUUAUUUUAACGUGUUUUGAUAUUUUUUUUGUCCUUUAGACUCUAAUUUAACAAGACGAAUCGAGGACGAACUGCUCAACGAUACGUUGGAGAGUCCCAGUUUGAAAGAUAUUGAACAACAUUUCCACGAUCACAAUGUCAGCGAAACACUCAUCGAUUUCCUGAAAGAGGCAAGUAUAAUCAAUCAGUGAUGGUUGGCAUAACGUACCAUAUAGAGGGUUGAAAUAUCACUUGUCGUAUACCUACAUAUAUGGCUCGGGACUUCUAAAUCUCUCCGAGAGAGUCCAUCCGAACCCUGGAAAUUUAGUCCAAAGUUAAAAGUUGACAAAAAAGGAGGAGACGACAGAGAAAGGCAGAAAUUCUUACAAAGAGAGAAAUUGCGCAAUGUUAUGUCAGAUUGCGCAACUUUUAACUUUGUACUAAAUUUGCAGGGUUCGGAUGGACUCUUGCGGAGAGAUUUAGAAGUCCCGAGCCAUAUAUACGGAUUUGUAAAAAUAACAUUUUUAUAAUUUUCGGACCCACUUUUUGAAUUUUUCAAUUGUUAGAACUUUAAAUUUAGUGUUCUUUUUCUUUAUAAAGUUUCGCCAUACAUCCACAAAAGAUGGAUUCGAGCCAAGUUUACCGCGUAGUGUCAUAGGAAACCAGUCCGGGAUCAUGGAAUUAUGCAAAUUUACUUUGAGGUUUGUAAAAGUAGUUAGUUAAUUGGUUACAAACCAAUUUAUUGCGAUAGUUGAAGUGUUUCAAGUAAUUGUUAUUUUUCCAGUUUCACCGCAAUUCUCCAAACAUGAUCAAGGCGUUGGAGAGUCGUGCCAGAGGGGAUUAUGACACCUAUUCACACGAAGCGGCCAAAGUUUUCGGUGGUUUCAUCAAGAAGUACAAGGAUCUUCCCGAAGAUGACCGUCUAAUUCUGUUUCAUCUGGUCCCCGAAGUGGACGAAAUGCUCUCAGAUCCCAAUUUACUCAAAUUCGUCGAUGAAUUCAACGACUACGCACCCCUCCAGUCCUCAACUACUCUAUUGAUUUCUUUUAUUCUGAUGUUUACUCUGUAUUAA